AUGUCCAACGUAAUCAGUGACGAGCUGGGCAAAUGGUUCGACAAGUUUCAAGCAAUCCCCCUCGAAACACACCUGCUGUGCCCAAAAAUCAGCGACGAUGAUACUGAAAACUACCGAUCUCUCGAGGAUCCCGAUUCUGCAAUCACUCGAGAAGAAAAGGAGAAGCGCAUAGAGGCUGGCAACAGCCGUAUCGACAUCACAUACUGGAACAGCCUCAUCUUUGGCUUUGAAAAGAAGGAUGCGGGCAAAUGGCUCGAAGAGUUUAGCAAGAGGCUCGAUGGUUCGCUCAAGGCUUGCUCUGAGUGUGUCCUAAACUGGCACAUGAGGCGCAAAUCACAGAUGCAGAAAUUUCUCGAACUGUGGGACGAGGAUGCCGUUGCUCAAAUACAAGACUUGCUCGACCGAAUCGACACCGCCCGAAUCGACGAAAAUCUGACGUGGGCCAAGAAUUACAUUGCAAAAAUUGAAAAUACAGGCGCCACAUUUAAGAAGUCGGAAUUUGGCGACAACCUAGGCAACGUGCUCAUCACAGUCUACGAGGCCCUCUGCUGUAUGAAGUUUUUGGCCCAGCCCGACCAGCGAGCAACGUUUCAAUACGUAUUUAUGCGCCUCCAAGGCAAGAGCUAUCUGAAGCUCGGCACCAAGGAUCCUUUGCCCGGCAUGACUUACUUUUUGUUUGACCACAAAAACGAAGAUCGACGGAAGUGGGCGCAUGAGAACUGGAAGAACAUUAGUACCUCGUCCUUGACUGGAGCACAAUUCGAAUGGGCCGUCCAAGACGGACUGGUCAGUGCUAUUGAGGAUACCUGGCGCAAAGACUUGAACCAUAUGACGCCUGAGGCCUACCUCGAAAUUGAGCAGUUCUGGUGUGGCUUUGAGGAUAUUCUGCGCACCCUUCCCGCCAGCCUAAUUGCUUCUCAUGUGCGCAAUUUGGAAGUAAGCAAGUCGAUAUAUGAGUUGAUGUUCGCCCACAUUCAGUUCUGUCGCUCAGAAGGCGUCUUAAUUGUCGCCAUUCGCAUUUUGACAGUCCUCCUCGACAAGUCAUCCAAAACUUUCUGGGACGUUAUUGGCGGUGCUCGACCCAAUGUUAUUGCCGACUUACUUUUUGGGAGCCCAAUAUUCAAAGGCUUGCUGCGUCAAUCACUCGAAGACCUCUGGGACAGCCCCAGGAAUGAUUCGGUUCCCUUUUCUACAUCAUGGAUCGAACCCUGGCUCAAAUCUAUAGGUCGUGACCAGCGCUACGAUGCAUGUGAAGUUCUCAUGCAUACCCUUUUCGAGACACUAGUCAAAGAUGCUACUAUCGGUGAACCUGGCCAAGCAGCAUGUAUGAGAGCUGGCUUUGAUGCCCUUUGCUUUACUCUCAACACUUUCCUCGACAUGGAAACAUCUGCCGCCACAUCCACGGUUCAUCUCUACAUCAAUGCAUCUUUCAAUCUGGUGACUAAAUAUAAAGACCUCAUCAUCCUGCAGAUCAAUCCUCCAAAGAAAAAGCAGAGUAUCGAGGGCUGGGCUACUUUUAAAGUGGCCGAUUCCGCGCUGAGACUGGCUAAAGCAGCCAUGAAGCUGGAUAUGAAGCUACUUUAUGAAGAGUAUCAUGCCAUUCAUAAUAGCAGCCAGAUUCAAGCCCCAGUCACAAGAAACUCUAAGGAAUUUUGGGCAUCCAUCAUCGAUCUGUACGAAGCCUCUACUGAUCGUGUCGAGCUGUCCAAGCACAUCCUUCUUGCUUUGGCGCCGAUUUGUGCAGUCGAGCAGAUUCGCAUGCGUAAAUCGGGGGGUAAGCUUGACGCCUCGAGCACAGCUUUUAAUGAGAACCUAAAAAACACCGCCGACACUAUUUCAAAAAUCAUAGGUAGAAUUGGCGAUAUGGACGUGAUGGACCUGAACCUCAUUUUCGUUGAGAGGGUACCUAUUCAGGUCAUCAUUGGUCUGUCAGUUCAUGACGAAUCUGAUCUCGCCGAGUCUGCCGCCGAGGUCCUCAAAGGAUGGACUGCUGAGGAUACACGAGGCUCCGCCAUUGAACAACUUGCGCAGCAACAUACCGAGCAAACGUUAGCCUCAGCGGUGUGGUCCUUGGACCGAGUCCUCAGGCCGCCAUAUCCCUGGGGCCCCAUUCGGCCACUUCUCGAUGCAAAUCGAUCCAUCUUACGUGGUCUUGCCGAGGCCUCUGAUGGUGUUCUGCGACGUGGGAAGCUAGACUCUAGACAAGCUGCUACUGUCCUGCGUUGGUGGAAUGAACAAUGGCGCUUCGUCUCGAAAUCGUGUCUCAACAUUGAGUCGUGGUCGCACUUUGUGCCAAAUGCCAUCAUGACUGAGUUCUGUCGCGAGAUCAUGGAACUUGCAGAAGCCCUAAUUGCUGAAGAUGGUCUUCUUACCUCUGCAACGGCUCUUGGUCGCAGCGAGGCGGACAUGAUGGUGAAGAUUCUUGCUCCUGCCAAGGACAAUUUUCGUGGCAUGGAAAAUAUGAUCAGACUCAAGGACCUGUGGCUUGUGGAUGUGACAGUGCGAGUUCUCUGCAAGAUUUUGAAGCGACUUCGCGAAAAUAAUCUCGAGAUCAAUGCUGCCUCCAGAAAGCUAAUUGUGGACGCAUGUGUACCAACGGCAUCCCCGGGCAAAUACUUGCGCUCCACCAACUUGAGCGAUCAGCAGCGUGCUGAACUUUUGCAAGCGCUUGGAAAUACCGAUGAUGAUGUACAGAUCAUUCAGCUCAGCUCAGCCGAGACCAAGUCUGCCAAGGACAAGCUCAAGAAGCAAAGCAGACUGGACGCUUGGUCCAAAUCUGGGUCAGCAUCCUCUUCGACGAGUGCAUCCUCGUCUACCAGCAAGCCUAGCUCAAACCGACAAGAUGUGCUGGAUUUGAGCAAAUCGUUAAGUAACCCUCUUCUCAAGACCAUCGAAGCCAAGCAAAAGGCCAAAGCCCAGGGUCCCGACCAGAAAGCCAUUGCUUCGAUCAAAGAAAGCCGACAGAGAGAAAAGGCAGAAAAGGCAAAGAGAGACGCAGAGGCCAUCGCCAAGGCGAAGCAGCUCCGUGGCGAGGCUCUUGGUGGUAUGGGUCUCGCUGGACGGAGUGAAAUCAUGGUCAAUAGCUCCGACGAGGCUUCCGAAGAAAGCGACGACGGUGCUGACGAAGGCAACCAGCUUGCCCUCUUGAGUUCCGGUGGACAAAAGAUCGACGAGGCCGAGAAGCGACGCUUGCAGGCCCUGCGCGACAUGACGCGACGACCCGUGAAGAAGAUUAGACAGCAGCGAUCAGUCAAGGAGAUGAGAGCCCGUCUCAUUCCACCUAUGGACAGAUUGCACAACACCAUCCUUGCCUGGGACAUUUUUCAUGAUGGAAAUGAGCCUCCCGGCGCCCCCAAACCUUUCAAGGUUGACACAAGAUAUGGCAACCCGUCAUCAUACAGAGACACUUUUUUCCCACUUCUUGCCUCGGAAGCAUGGAAAGGUUUCGUGACUGCGAAAGAUGAACUUACGGCUCAGGCGUUUGGUAUCAAGAUCGCCAGUCGGGCCAGCGUUGACAGCUACCUGGAAAUUACGUUUACUAUGGAAGUCGCUCAGAGCAGAGAGCGAGGUAUUGGUGAAGGUGACAUUAUGCUGGUUUCCGAGGCUGAGAACCCGCUCCACGACCCCUCUGCACGCCAUUGUCUAGCCCGUGUGCAUCGUGUAAAGUACAAGAAAGAUCGCCUCGAAAUCAUUUUUAGAGUCGCGUCACGCAGCAACCCUCUCGGCGCCGCUUUACUACCUAACACGAUGAUGUACGGCAUCAAGAUUACCAACAUGACGACUAUUGAGCGAGAGUAUGCUGCCCUCGAAUCCCUGCAGUACUAUGAUCUCAUGGACGAGAUUCUCAAGGCCGAACCGUCGCCCAUCCUCAAGUAUGGCGACGAAAAGAUUGCCAACUACCAAAGUAACUGGCAACUCAACCGAGGUCAAGCUUUAUCUGUGUUGGGUGCACAGGAAAAUGACGGCUUUACCCUGAUUCAGGGUCCGCCCGGUACCGGUAAAACAAAGACGAUUGUUGCCAUGGUCGGGGCUCUUUUAUCUUCGCAGCUUGCGCAGGCGCCUGCCAAGGGAACACCUGUCGGCGUUCCGAUUCGACCCGGGUCUACAAACCAGCCUACCGGUCAAAGGCCAAAGAAGCUACUUGUCUGUGCCCCAAGUAACGCCGCUGUGGACGAAUUAGUCACUCGUAUGAAGAAUGGAAUAAAGACCACAAGCGGCAAGAUGAAGCAUAUUAAUGUUCUUCGUCUGGGUCGCAGCGAUGCUAUCAACGCUGCGGUCAAGGACGUCACUUUGGACGAGCUAGUCCGUGCUCGCAUGGAAGGUGAUUCAACAAAGGACAAGGUCAAAGCCACAAAAGAUAAACUUCAUGAGCGCGCCAGCCAAAUCAAAGAAGAACUCGGCAUUCUACGACCCAAGCUGGACGAGGCAAAUGAAAAGGAAGAUCAAGAUUACCGUAACAAACUUCUUCGACAGUUUGAUGAGCUGAAGCGCGAGCAACGAGAUAUUGGCAAGCAAAUCGAGGCAGACAAGGACAGUGGCAACUCGGUCGCACGAGAGGUAGAGAUGAAACGCCGCCAGAUCCAACAGGAAAUUCUCAAUAACGCCCAUGUACUCUGCGCCACCCUCAGUGGCUCCGGUCACGAGAUGUUCCGAAAUCUUGAUGUCGAGUUUGAGACGGUCAUCAUCGAUGAGGCCGCCCAGUGUGUUGAGCUGAGCGCUCUGAUCCCGCUCAAGUACGGCUGCUGCAAGUGCAUUCUCGUUGGAGAUCCCAAGCAGCUGCCGCCUACCGUUCUUUCGCAGUCAGCUGCACGUUUCGGUUACGAUCAGAGUCUGUUUGUGCGUAUGCAGCAGAAUCAUCCAAAUUCGGUCCAUCUCCUUGACAUGCAAUAUCGAAUGCACCCCGAAAUCAGCAUGUUCCCAAGCAAAGAAUUCUACGAAGGACAGCUGCGCGAUGGGCAGGAUAUGGCCGGCCUGCGUCAGCAGCCUUGGCACAGAAGCGCUCUACUUGGGCCGUACCGGUUCUUUGACGUGCAAGGUGUGCAAGAGCGUGGUCGUAGGGGGCAGUCGCUUGUCAAUACCCGAGAACUGGAUGUCGCUCUGCAGAUGUAUGACCGCUUCCGCAAGGAUUAUAGUGACUGCAACCUAGUGGGCAAGAUUGGUAUCAUUACUCCCUACAAAGCUCAGCUAUUCGAGCUCCGAAACCGCUUCCGGGCACGAUACGGAGAAGAUAUUACAGACAUAAUCGAAUUCAAUACUACCGAUGCCUUUCAGGGUCGCGAGUGUGAAAUCAUCAUCUUCUCGUGCGUGCGAGCUAGCGCGACAGGAGGUAUCGGUUUCAUGACGGAUAUUCGACGAAUGAACGUCGGUUUGACCCGUGCCAAAUCGUCACUUUGGAUUCUGGGAGAUUCGCGCGCGCUUGUGCAAGGCGAAUUUUGGAAGAAGCUCAUUGAGGAUGCGCAAUCUCGAGACCGCUAUACCCAGGGCGACAUUGUUAGCAUCUUUCGCAAGCCUCUGGAGAAGGCUCAGCCUGGCAGCAUCAGGACCUCAGCAGCGCCGACACGUGUAGAUAGCCCCAUGACGUCGGAUGGUGACAUUGCCAUGCCCGACGCCUAUGAAAAUGCGCCGAUGAAGCGUCCGAGCGAGGAACGCAUUGCGGUGCCGACCCGACCGGCCGCUAUGCGUGGUCCGCCUCCUCCGCCUCCCAUUCAAACAUGCUCUCUGCCUAGCGACAGCAAGAAGAGGGCGCUGAGCAGCCCUGAUGGUGCUCCAACCGGUCCCAAGAGAAUCGCGAACGACAGGCCUCGUGCAGGAGGACUGGCUGGCAAGUUCGGCCCGAGGCCUAAUAGGCCGUUGCCGAAACCACCAACAGACCCCAGCGCCAUGGUGACACUGGGUCUGGCACCGCCAGAGCGUCCGCCGCCACCGAGACCAAGUCCGCUCCCAACAUUGCCGACAGCUCCUUCCGGACCAUCUGCAUCGUUGGCACCGCCUAGGCCUACUGCGGAGCAUCUAACGGCGUUUCUUGAGGUCCUUUUCCAUGCACUUUAUCCUGCACUUUAUCUCUUCUCAUUUCCCAAUUCCUUUGCUGCCCAGCCCACCUGGCACAACUUUUCAACUCGCACUGCUGGUGCGCUGCUUGAUUCUUGCAUCCACAGAAGCUAUACCUCGAUCUUGCUCAUUCGCGUUUGUCGUUCUAGUCGCUCUUCGAAGCCUUGUCUUUUUGGCGGCGGCUUUGCCAUGAGUACCAACACGACCAAACUGCUACUUUCUCGUCUUAAUUCGGGGACUGACAAUGAUGUCGGUGUUGCUGUCAACCCGCUGAAACGAUGGGGGAUUCGCAGCCCAGAAGCGAGCGCGCCCGACCCUGUGAUCGUGGCGAAACGUCCUGAGAUGAUUCGCCGGAGAACUGUUCAUCGACCCAAAAGCCCUAGAGAUGAAGCUUUUUCGAAACCGUAUCCAUCUCCAAGUGAAAGCACCGAUACAUAUUUGGAAGCCGCAGAGACCCUGGCUACAGCUGGUGCUGGUAAAAGAAGUGACAAGGACGAGGCAAAACCACUCGAGAAGAAUUCGACUGUCCACCAGGGCGUUGUGCAUAAUGCGAGGCACGCUGAUGCUGCGACAAACACCGAGGAUCGCUCUAUGGCCGAAACUCUUGGCACUGUUUUGGCCAUUUUCUAUUGCCUAUAUUAUGGAUUAUCUGGCUGUUUGCGGGCACUACUUGCUCAGGCUCGGAAAAGUGUUGACCUUCAAGGAGUUUUCGGCAGCCCAGGGAAACCAGAGACGGGUGGUGGCACCCGUUUGCGCUUUCAGAUUGACAUCAGACUACCUCGACAGCCCUGCGUCAUUCUCCGCCUUGCUUUUCUAUCACUUGCCAUUGAUAACAUAACAGCGCCGACAAACGGAUCUGAUAUGGGCGACCGGAAAUCUGCCGCUUCGUCAAGAGUCGAGCCGCCUGCCACACAAUGUUUCAUGAUGGGGCCUUCUGAAGACUUGUUCAUCACCCAUCGUCCUGGCAAGGUCCGGCGGGUCUGUGCAUUGCUUCGUGAUCUCGAGAAUUUUGAAAUGGCGCAAAAUGCGCAGACACCUUACCGCGGGUUUGCGUUCAAUCCUGACGGACUCUGGGGCUUCCGCACUUCCCUUAGUCGCGUUCGUCGCAGAAUCAUCCGCGUGAGCUGGAGGAAGGCGCUUGCUCUCUCACACGAACAGGUCGCUGCAUGGAACGAUACGACUGAUGCCGGGUUCACAUUCAGCUUGGUAGAGACUACGCUCAAUCCCAGACAAUAUGAUUCUUUUGUCGUUGUCGUGGGUGAACUAAUCCCGAUGGCUGCACGCAUAGGAGCUACCUUUCCAACAUACUACAAGAGUCCAAAAGUGUCCGAUAAAGGCUUACGAAAAAGGCUCAAAUGGAUUACUCUUGAAGAAGAUCGUCCGCGCUGCCUCGUUGUGCGUAGACUCUGUGACCCGAACAACAUCUUCCACGUUCUCGCCGACAAAAGUACCUCGGAUGGCCUCUGUGCUCUGUCGGCCGCCCCGGGACUUAUGACGUGUCGCUAUUACUUUGCAUUCUACGACGAGUGGGCUGGAAGCGGAAAGGAAAGUACUCCAGGUGUGAUGCACACUGCUAUAAAACGCAACCUCAACGUUUUCUGCCAGGUGUCUCUCGAGAGGUUCAAGUCUAGCAUCGUCACACCCCCUGUCCUCUCCAAGAAACUUGUCACACCAGUCUCCAAAGAAACUCGGAUUCAUGCAAAGGGUCCUCCUGCGCAACAGACAGUUACUAAUCUCGCAGAGAAACAGUCCCAGGCUGAAGAGAGGCCGAGCACCACUGUCACGCAGACCACAAAAGAAGCAUCACCUAUACCUCUAGAGCCACAAGAGCAAUCCAAAGAUGCAUCAAAUAGUAGCUCUUUAUAUCCACCGCUGCAAACGGCGCUUCAACAUGCGGAAACAGGCCAGCAGUCUGAAGAUGAAGCAAGCAGCAACACUUCGCACAUAGAGCUCGCUACCGCAGAGCUGCAGAACCUGGCCCGGAUAGUGCAAAACAGCAAGGGCUGCCAAACUCUUCAAGAGUCACCUGCGCAGAACAGCAAAGGCUGCCAAACCAUUCGAGAGUCACCUGUGCAUAACAGUAAGGGCUGCCAGACUCUUCAAGAGUCAUCUUCGCAGAACAGCAAAGGCUGCCAAACCAUUCGAGAGUCACCUGUGCAGCACAGUAAGGGCUGCCAGACUCUUCGAGAGUCAAAUUUGCAAUCAGGACCUAGUGAAAUGAGCAGGACGGAUACUUGUCUAGCUCGUUUGUUCACAGUUGAUGACGAAUACACAGCCUCCGACGCUCUCGAGCUUUUGGGUGAGAUGAAGAGAUUCUGUACUUUUUCAUCUGUGGGAACAUCCGCUUGCGCGAGGUGUAUUGGCGAUUUGGCUACGUUACUGCGAUAUGGGGCGCUGCAAGGUCAUAUUGUUCAGCCAGACUUGCGCGUGUUCGUCGUUGGAGAGUGGUAUCGACGAUGUCGUUCCUACGGCGACAAAGAAUGGGGAUCAAGACGAAUCAGAGGCCACCUCGCUGCUGAGCUGCGCGAUGUUUUGGAGAACACGCAGCAGUUUGCGCGAUCCGCCUCACUCAGAACAAACGCCGUCUGUGAUUCGCUAUCUGUCGGCCAGUCUGAGUCUCAAAAGUACGAUGAGCUUGCCCAGAGACACGGCUUGGGGUUGGCCAAGGGGUGUAUUGAGCGGACAGUCAGAAGUGCCAACCCUGCCGUGGCAAACCUGGAUGCCCUCCUCCCGGGCCACGGCAGCACCAACGGCGUGGCCAGUGGCCUCGUUUAUGCACUUGACAAGCUUCAGGAGCAGCUACCGGCAGUUACGGAUGCAUUCCCUAUCGAGAUUCGUAACAACAUACCCAGCCUCGCCCACUGUGCUCGAGUCGAUGGAGCCAUGCGCAUUCGCGAGGUCGGAGAUGUGGUCAUGGCAAUUAAAGCCGCACUUGAGACACUGCUGCAGAACAUCGAUGUUGUUGAGUAG
Beauveria bassiana ARSEF 2860 is the source of this 9018-nucleotide messenger RNA. RefSeq names its product helicase sen1. Gene Ontology annotation, cellular component: nuclear body. Gene Ontology annotation, biological process: termination of RNA polymerase II transcription. The record is from RefSeq and is a predicted model, not a curated record. Gene Ontology annotation, molecular function: helicase activity; transcription termination site sequence-specific DNA binding. Lineage: Eukaryota; Fungi; Ascomycota; Sordariomycetes; Hypocreales; Cordycipitaceae. The transcript is spliced from 10 exons. The coding region runs from base 1 to 9018 and encodes 3005 amino acids.